AGGUCGGCGCGGAGACCAUAGAUGGAAGCCAAACGCAGACUGCUGGCGAGAAGCACCAGCCCCUCCGCCAGCCCACUCGCUGCGGGCAGGGGUUUCUCACGCCCCCUGCUCCUGGGUGACGGCACCGGAGGUCGGAAGGAAGCGGGGCGAGGGAUGAGUCAUCCCGCCUAAUUCCUCCUUCCGGGUACCCUCGCCAACGCACACCAGCCCCCUCCCGAGAUCAUGCAGCGGGGAGCGAAGAUUCCCCCCAUCUUCAGAGUCCUCCAAACCCCCCGUGGCCUGCGGAGGAGAGAAGAAGGACGGGACGUAUGGCCAAUAAGAGCUUCGCUCUCUCGCUGCCGUCCAAUUGGCCGCUGUUUACAAGCCUGGGCGGGACUUAGGCGGGCAGGAGGGGCGGUCCCGGGCUGGCGCUCGGCGCCUCGGUUCCCUAGCUCGCAGAGAGCGUCUCAUAGGGAGUCCGCGCCUCGGCUACGCGGGAAGGCGCCUCCGCUGCCAACGCCGCAGCUGCUGGCCAAGGUGCUGGACACGACAGGCCGGUCGCCACCUCGCCAGCUCAGCUACCCGUUGCAGCCGCCGCUGCCUAGCUCCCAGCCGGGUCCCCAUGGAAGAGAUGGAAGAAGAGUUAAAAUGCCCCGUGUGCGGGUCCUUCUAUCGGGAGCCCAUCAUCCUGCCCUGCUCUCACAAUUUAUGUCAGGCGUGCGCCCGCAACAUCCUGGUACAAACCCCAGAGUCUGAGUCCCCCCAGAGCCGUCGGGCCUCAGGCUCCGGGGUCUCCGACUAUGACUACCUGGACCUGGACAAGAUGAGCCUGUAUAGCGAGGCGGACAGCGGCUAUGGCUCCUACGGAGGUUUCGCCAGCGCCCCGACUACCCCGUGCCAGAAGUCCCCCAACGGCGUCCGCGUGUUCCCCCCGGCUAUGCCUCCACCGGUCACCCACCUGUCACCGGCUUUGGCCCCAGUGCCCCGCAACUCCUGUAUCACCUGCCCCCAGUGCCACCGCAGCCUCAUCCUGGAUGACCGGGGGCUCCGCGGCUUCCCCAAGAACCGCGUCCUGGAAGGGGUAAUUGACCGCUACCAGCAGAGCAAAGCCGCGGCCCUCAAGUGCCAGCUCUGCGAGAAGGCGCCCAAGGAGGCUACGGUCAUGUGCGAACAGUGCGAUGUCUUCUACUGCGAUCCGUGCCGCUUGCGCUGCCACCCACCCCGGGGGCCCCUAGCCAAGCACCGCCUGGUGCCCCCAGCCCAGGGCCGCGUGAGCCGGCGUCUGAGCCCGCGCAAGGUCUCCACCUGCACAGACCACGAGCUGGAGAACCACAGCAUGUACUGCGUGCAGUGCAAGAUGCCCGUGUGCUACCAGUGCUUGGAGGAGGGCAAACACUCCAGCCACGAAGUCAAGGCUCUGGGGGCUAUGUGGAAACUGCACAAGAGCCAGCUCUCCCAGGCGCUGAAUGGCCUGUCGGACAGGGCCAAGGAAGCCAAGGAGUUCCUGGUGCAGCUGCGCAACAUGGUCCAGCAGAUCCAGGAGAACAGUGUGGAGUUUGAAGCCUGUCUGGUGGCCCAGUGUGACGCCCUCAUCGACGCCCUCAACAGAAGAAAAGCGCAGCUGCUUGCACGCGUCAACAAGGAGCACGAGCACAAGCUGAAGGUGGUUCGAGAUCAGAUCUCUCAUUGCACAGUGAAGUUGCGCCAGACCACGGGGUUAAUGGAGUACUGCCUGGAGGUGAUUAAGGAAAAUGAUCCUAGUGGCUUUUUGCAGAUUUCAGAUGCCCUCAUAAGGAGAGUGCACCUGACGGAGGACCAGUGGGGGAAAGGCACACUCACUCCCAGAAUGACCACGGACUUUGACUUGAGUCUGGACAACAGCCCUCUGCUGCAAUCCAUUCACCAGCUCGACUUCGUGCAGAUGAAAGCUUCCUCCCCGGUCCCAGCAACCCCCAUCCUACAGCUGGAGGAGUGUUGCACCCACAACAACAGCGCGACGCUGUCCUGGAAACAGCCCCCUCUAUCCAUGGUGCCCGCUGAAGGAUACAUUCUGGAGCUGGAUGACGGCAAUGGUGGUCAGUUCCGGGAAGUGUACGUUGGAAAAGAGACCAUGUGCACCGUGGAUGGUCUUCACUUCAACAGCACCUACAACGCUCGCGUCAAGGCCUUCAACAAAACAGGAGUCAGCCAGUACAGCAAGACCCUGGUCCUCCAAACGUCCGAGGUGGCCUGGUUUGCUUUUGACCCUGGCUCGGCACACUCUGACAUCAUCUUCUCCAAUGACAACCUGACUGUGACCUGCAGUAGCUACGAUGACCGGGUGGUGCUGGGGAAGACCGGCUUCUCCAAGGGUGUCCACUACUGGGAGUUAACCGUGGAUCGCUAUGACAAUCACCCCGACCCUGCCUUUGGUGUGGCACGCAUGGAUGUGAUGAAGGAUGUAAUGUUAGGAAAGGACGACAAAGCUUGGGCAAUGUACGUGGACAAUAACCGGAGCUGGUUCAUGCACAACAACUCGCACACCAACAGAACUGAGGGAGGGAUCACAAAAGGGGCCACAAUCGGGGUCCUCCUCGACUUAAAUAGAAAAACGUUGACAUUUUUUAUCAAUGACGAACAGCAAGGGCCCAUUGCAUUCGAGAACAUGGAGGGCCUGUUUUUCCCGGCAGUCAGCCUGAACAGGAAUGUGCAGGUCACGCUUCACACUGGGCUCCCAGUCCCUGACUUCUACUCUAGCAGAGCAUCAAUCGCCUAAGGAUGUGCUGUGCAGGCACCAGCUGCCUCGUCUUACCUCCGCCUGAAAAGCAACAGCACGGAGCUCAGCCAGAGUGGUGGGAUCCAGGAGAGCUGGAAGGAGAGGGAGAAGGAGGAGAGAAAAGCUGGUCCUCUGCGGUCAUUACAUCCCACAACUCCACCCCUUUCCUUUUCAACCUCUUUACUGCUGUGAUGCCUGCAUUCGCUUCCAUGUUCAGCAAUUCCAACCAACAACGGACCUAGACAGCCCACCAUGUCACUUUGUUUCCACUCCCAGAUUUUGCUUUUAUUUAACUUGAUUUUGUAUGUAGGUGAGUUAUAUUUUGUUCUUUUCUGAUCAUGUGAUUGGUGACUUACUGAACUGGCACAGCCAAGAGAAAAUUCUGAUAGCUUUUCUCUUAAGCUUUCUGUCAAAGAGGUUGUAGGGAGAGGUAGGGAAGAAGGGGCUGAAUUUGGAGCGUGCAGUUUACCUCCUCAAAUGUUCUUGCCCUGUUACUUCUCAUGCAGUGUUCAAUCUGCAUAGCUAGUCUUUGAGAGGUGGGCAGAGUGAAUGUAGCAUUGAAAAGUUUUACUAUCCAUUGAAGCACAAAAAUAUCAGCUACACAGCUACCCAGAGGUUCACAGUGGGUAGGAUCAAUAGGAUAGCUUGGUCAUUAGGACAGGUCAGAAACCCUGGUCAUUCAAAGAAAGUGGAAAGGCUCCAGACAUAGGCAGACCUGGGGACUUAAUAAUAUGGUUCAUUUGUUUAAUCCAAGUUUUUAAUUUAGAGCCUGCUAUGGACCAGGCACUGUUCUAGACACUGGAAACACAGUGGUGAAUACGCAGGUGUGGUCUCGCCCUCCUGGAGCUUGCAUUCCAGGAGAACAAACCAAAAAUAAAAUAAUUGCAAAUUGUUACAACUACAAAGGAAAUAAAGGGCAAAGAGGCUCAUUGGCAAGAUCUUUUACAUCCCCUAGAAUGAUGCUAAAAAUCCACAUAUUCUGGCCAUAGCACCAGAAACAUACCAACUCAAUGCCUUUCCAACCGUGCUAUUUAAAUUAUGAUACCUGCUGCUAUUCAUCACAGAGCCCUUCUUUGGUAGAUAUUACAUCAGCAUUCUUAUUUGUUAAUGCUGCCAUGAUAUUAAGCCUUAAAAAUUAAUGUGAAAAAAAACCACACAAAUAGUGGCCAGAGAGAGAAGGACCCAUUCUCAGUAAUGGGGGAUCUUGCGUUGCACAGCAUUUACAUUCUCAGGAUAAACAUGCUCGUCUCCAUGUAUAUAUACUCUCUGUGCCUGUUACAAGUGAAAAAUCCAUCCACUCUGCUGCCAUUUACAACCGAACUUUCAAAUAAUGUUAGGAAGAAAAUGAAACUGUAUGGCAUUGCUGUGACUGCUAGCAGAAUAAUAAUGCUUAUUACUCCUACAUAGAGAUAGACUUACACGAGUUACCCCUUCAGAUUCUUUCAUUUGACAAGAAGUUGUAGGAAAUGUAGGGACCUGGAAAGAGGCUCUGAUUAGUUGUCUAACUAUUUGCCAGUGAGCCAAGAAAUUCAACAGGAAAAAAAACAACAACAAGAAUAACAUAAAAGAGAAGACGGAGGAUGGGAAAACUAACAAAUUCAAGUUUUGGCAAAAAGUAAUAUAUGUAAAUAGCUAAUUAUUGAUUAUUGUGGUUACUUAAUUUAGGUGAUUUCUAUCGGUUACAGUGUCUUUCUAGUUAGGCGUACCUAAUUUAUUGAAUGGGUGCUAUCCUGUUUAUGUCUGUCUUGGUUUUUCUUGGCUACAGAAGAACUCUGUUGCAGGGCAACACUAGUUUGAUAUUUGACUUACUCUCCAAUGAGACUCGAUGACUGGGCCACUGUAGACUCAUAGUUAUUCCUGUUCUUUACUAAAUUCAUCCUGCUAAUUAGAUUUCUAGUGACUCGUAACACAUAGUUUACACAGAAUUGCAAUUAUAGAUGCAUAUAGCUGCUGUACUAGAAAAAAAUAUUUCUGGUGUGCCAAUAAAUAAUUUUUAUUAGAGAACCUCA
This is a messenger RNA of Hipposideros armiger (great roundleaf bat), 4743 nucleotides long. RefSeq names its product tripartite motif containing 9 (gene TRIM9). NCBI's taxonomy places the organism in Eukaryota, Metazoa, Chordata, Mammalia, Chiroptera, Hipposideridae. The record is from RefSeq and is a predicted model, not a curated record. Gene Ontology annotation, cellular component: cytoplasm. The coding region runs from base 602 to 2734 and encodes 710 amino acids. Gene Ontology annotation, molecular function: protein binding; zinc ion binding. The transcript has 10 exons.